Messenger RNA from Corapipo altera (White-ruffed manakin), 1179 nucleotides. RefSeq names its product melanin concentrating hormone receptor 2 (gene MCHR2). Gene Ontology annotation, cellular component: membrane; neuron projection. The record is from RefSeq and is a predicted model, not a curated record. Lineage: Eukaryota; Metazoa; Chordata; Aves; Passeriformes; Pipridae. Gene Ontology annotation, biological process: neuropeptide signaling pathway. Gene Ontology annotation, molecular function: G protein-coupled receptor activity; neuropeptide binding.
AUGGUGCAGACGGUCUUGUUGCUUGAUGGUGAAAGGGUCUUUGUUAGUGACCAUUUACAGAACCGAGGCAGAAAUAAGAAACAAAAUUUCAUCACUUUCAAGAAGGGUGCAGUUGAUACACAGAAUGGUACACAAGGCUUGAUUGAGAGAUCUUGGAGUGGAUGGCACAAGGUGAUUAGUGCUGCAGAGACAAUCAUCCUUCCUUCUCUGAUUGGGAUUAUCUCUUCAACAGUCUUAGUUGGAAAUAUCCUCAUUGUGUUCAUAAUAAUAAGAACCCAGAAAAAAACUAUCCCAAAUAUCUACUUCUGCAAUCUGGCUAUAGCAGAUUUGGUUCAUAUCAUUGGCAUGCCCUUUCUCAUACACAGGUGGGUAUGUGGAGGUGAGUGGGUUUUUGGUAGCCGUCUUUGCACCAUCACUAAGUCCCCGGACACAGACGACCAGUUUACAUGCAGUGCCAUUAUGACUGCAAUGAGUUUGGACAGAUACCCAGUUUCCUAUUUUCAUUCUAUACCUCGGGACAAUAAUACCUCAUUGUGUUUAUGCAAAGCUGUGCUUCUGGUUGACAUUAGUGGACCCAAAAACAUGCAUGCCCAAAACUUAGCAGGUCAGCGUGCAGCCUCAGCAAAACACACUCUCAGCAACACCAACAGCUUCUUUGACAGGAGCAACUGGUAUACACUUUAUCUUACCAUAACUUUCUUUUUUCCUUUACCAUUGAUAUUUAUUUGCUAUAUUUUAGUUUUAUAUUACACACGGAAGAUGUAUCAGCAAAACAAGAAAGCAGGAAGUUACACCACCAGUAUCCCCAGGCAGAGAGUUAUGAAGCUCACUAAGAUGCUGCUUGCUCUGAUCAGUGUGUUUGUGGUAAGCACUACCCCCUUCCAUGUGAUCCAGCUCAUGGAUCUUCAGGUUUCUCAGCCGACCCUGACCUUCUAUAUGAGCUACUACAUCUCCGUGUGCCUCAGCUAUGCCAGCAGCAGCAUUAAUCCCUUUUUAUAUAUCCUGCUUAGUGGGAACUUCCAGAAGCAUCUCCAGCGAUGCACAAAUAUGAAAUUCAGGAUGGCAGAAGGGAUGUCAACAUCAUUGAAAACACCCUCGAGUCAAGUUUUCAAAAGAAGGUUCUUCUCCCAAGAAAAAAUGCCAUGUCUAUAUGUAGAUUUUAUUUGUUGCAAUAGAUAG